AUGUCUUCGGACACAGAAAUUUCAGGUGGCGAAGACUUUGAAGGAUUCGAUCCUGAAGAAGUCCAGGACACACAACAAAACCAUAUAGCAAUACUGGGAUGUCAGGGAACAGGGGAUGAUGAUAUCAGCGUUGUAGGGGAAGUGGACAGUGAUCCCCAUGACUUAGAGGCAGAGGUUGGUCCUGGGGGCGAUGCAGACGAUGAGUGGCACACAGGGUUCAAAUACUUCGAGGGCUUCCGUUUUUGUUUACACCAAGGGUUCAACCGCCGUGGUCUCCAGAGAGAUAUUAUGCAGAAAAGGCCAGAGGGAGUAUUACGUAGAGGAGAUAUGGCCUUCAGGCAAAAAGGGCCUCUUCUAGCUGUUGUCUGGAAGGACAAAAAGUGUGUUACUGCUCUGUCAACAAUACAUGAUGAAACAACAGCAGAGGUACAACGCCUAGUGAAACAGGAGGAUGGUACUUUUGUUAGGGAGAACUUUCGCUGCCUAAAGGUCAUUGCUGACUACACUUCCCAUAUUGGAGGUGUAGACAAAGCAGAUCAUUAUAUGCAAUACUAUGCUUUCAGUCAUAAAUCCAGGAAAUGGACUAUGAAGGUUUUCUUCGGGAUUCUGGAGAUAAUUAAGCUUACUGCUUAUCAGCUGUUCCUCCAGAGUCCAAGCCACCAACCAGGACAAGGCAAACAGCAGCUUUCUUUCCUGCAGUGCACACAGAGUGUGAUGAGGGGUUUGGUGGAUGGAUUCACCUCCACUGUCAGGAAAGGAAGGCCAUCUCUGUUGUUAUUGGAUGAACGACUGACACAACGCCAUCUCCCUGGAACACUACAGUCACGAUCAUGGUGCCAUGUAUGCUACAUGCGUUGUAAGAGUGGACUGCAAGACAAGGCCAGCCAAACUAAAUUUAGCUGUAUAGAAUGCAGGGAACAUAUAUGCCUCCCCACUUGUUUCUCUCUGUAUCAUUCUCAAGCAAAGUACUUCUAG
This is a messenger RNA of Pecten maximus, 975 nucleotides long. Its product is annotated as piggyBac transposable element-derived protein 4-like. Lineage: Eukaryota; Metazoa; Mollusca; Bivalvia; Pectinida; Pectinidae. Bases 1 to 975 code for a protein of 324 amino acids. The transcript is spliced from 2 exons. The record is from RefSeq and is a predicted model, not a curated record.